AUGGAUCAAUAUAUGCUUCAGGAUGAGGCCGUUAUUGAUCGUAUCCGUCAGGCGGAGGAGUUCCUGGAUCCCAGUGACUCCCAUGCGCGCAGCUACAGGUCCGAUAUUAUUCUUAUGCUACAGAAGAACCAACGACGUUUGACCGUAAACCUCGACCAUGUUCGCGAUCAUAAUGAGAAGCUCGCCAAGGGCAUCCUUGAGGAACCCUUCGAUUUCAGUCUGGCCUUCAACCACGCCCUCAAGCAAAUUAUCGCUGCACUCCAGCCAUCCCAGGCCCGCCCUGACCAACAGGCUGCCGAUACUGUCUACUACUGUGCGUGGGCUGGCAGUUUUGGCCUGAACGCUUGCAAUCCCCGCACAAUCUCGUCCAAUCAUCUCAACCGCAUGGUUUCGCUCGAAGGCAUUGUUACGCGAUGCUCUCUGAUCCGACCCAAAGUUGUACGCAGUGUCCACUGGAAUGAAAAGAAGGAAAAAUUCCACUUCCGCGAAUAUCAAGACCAGACUAUGACGAAUGGUGUCACAACAUCAAGUGUUUACCCGCGUGAAGACGAAGAUGGAAAUCCCCUACUCACUGAAUAUGGCUUCUGCACCUACCGCGAUCAUCAAUCUAUUUCCAUUCAGGAAAUGCCUGAGCGCGCGCCUGCUGGUCAGCUACCUCGUGGUGUGGACGUCAUUCUGGACGACGACUUGGUGGACAAGGUGAAGCCUGGCGACAGAGUUCAGCUUGUUGGGAUUUUCAGGACACUUGGUAACCGCAAUACCAACCAUAACAGCGCCUUGUUCAAGGCUGUUAUCCUUGCCAACAACAUUGUGUUGCUCUCUUCAAAGUCUGGCGGCGGUGUUGCGCAGGCCACGAUCACCGAUACCGAUAUUCGAAACAUUAAUAAAAUUGCCAAGAGGAAGAACCUGCUCGAGCUCCUAUCUCAAUCUUUGGCCCCUAGUAUCUAUGGCCACCAUCAUAUCAAGAAGGCUAUUCUUCUCAUGCUUCUCGGCGGUAUGGAGAAAAAUCUCGAAAACGGUACUCAUUUGAGAGGAGACAUCAAUAUUCUCAUGGUUGGUGACCCAUCUACCGCGAAGUCGCAACUUUUGCGAUUCGUACUGAAUACGGCCCCUCUCUCUAUUGCCACUACUGGUCGCGGUUCGUCUGGUGUGGGUUUGACUGCCGCCGUCACCUCAGACAAGGAAACUGGUGAACGUCGUCUUGAAGCUGGUGCAAUGGUCAUGGCCGACCGUGGCGUCGUCUGUAUCGAUGAGUUCGAUAAGAUGUCCGACAAUGACCGUGUUGCUAUUCACGAAGUCAUGGAACAACAAACUGUCACGAUUGCGAAAGCCGGUAUUCACACGUCUCUGAAUGCCCGAUGCUCCGUUGUUGCCGCCGCCAACCCCAUCUACGGCCAGUAUGAUCCCCACAAGGAUCCUCACAAGAACAUUGCUCUACCCGACUCUCUGCUGUCCCGUUUUGACUUGUUGUUUGUUGUGACCGACGACAUCGAGGACACGCGCGACCGUCAGGUCUCAGAGCACGUUCUUCGCAUGCACAUGUAUCGUCAGCCAGGGACGGAAGCAGGAGCACCUGUUCGAGAACAAGCCUCUCAAUUCCUUGGCGUGUCGGCCGAUACACAGGCGGGGACUCAGCGCCCAACUGAGGUGUUUGAGAAAUUUGAUGCUAUGCUGCACGCCGGUGUUGCGCACAAUGCAGGCCGAGGCUCCAACAAGAAGCCAGAGAUUCUCAGCAUUCCGUUCAUGAAGAAGUACAUCCAAUAUGCCAAGACUCGUAUCAAGCCUGUCUUGACCCAGGAAGCAUCCGACCGCAUUGCGGACAUCUACGUUGGUCUUCGAAACGACGAGAUGGAGGGCAACCAGCGCCGCACCUCUCCCUUGACCGUGCGUACGCUCGAAACCCUCAUCCGUCUUGCCACUGCCCACGCCAAAUCUCGCCUGUCCAACCGGGUGGAAGAACGCGACGCCGCUGCUGCCGAGGCUAUUCUGCGUUUUGCACUCUUCAAGGAGGUCGUGGAAGAGUCCCGAAAGAAGCGCAGAAGGACUGCCGCCGUUGACUUCGCCUCUAGUAGCGACGAGGACGACGAUGACGAUGACGACGAUGAGGGCGAUGGUACCGACGGUGCUUUCCGGGGCGCAAGAUCGACACAAACGACCAUGCGCACAACACGAUCAAGGGGUACGGUCCCCGCUACAAAUGGUGCCAGCAGGAGCAAUGAUCAAGAAGAGGAUGACGAUGACGAUGGAGCAGAAGAGGAGCAAGCUGAAUCCUCAGCCGCACCCCGACGCUCCGGAAGAACUGCCCGGUCGAACGGCGCCGCGUCAGAAUCUCAGACGUCAUUUGUUUCGUCCAUGCCCGCCUCGCAGCUACCCAGCCAAACACAAGAAGAUCAGGAUCUGGCUAGCGGUGCUGCCUCUCUCACGAUCGACGACACUCCGAUUGCUGCACCCCGUCUGGCUGCAUUCAGAACCGCGCUUGGUCAGCUGCUCAACACGCCUCUGUUCGAGGAUGACUCGGCCGGUCUGGAUGCCGUCAUUGGGGCUGUCAACCAAAAGAUUGGAAACCGCAGCGGCGGUGCCUUUGACCGUGAAGAGGCCGUCAAGGCCCUCAAGAAGCUUGAGGAGGCCAACCACAUCAUGUUCGCGGACGGCGAGCUCGUCUAUAAAAUUUAA
Messenger RNA from Cordyceps fumosorosea ARSEF 2679, 2673 nucleotides. RefSeq names its product DNA replication licensing factor mcm3. NCBI's taxonomy places the organism in Eukaryota, Fungi, Ascomycota, Sordariomycetes, Hypocreales, Cordycipitaceae. Gene Ontology annotation, biological process: mitotic DNA replication initiation; double-strand break repair via break-induced replication; DNA strand elongation involved in DNA replication. Bases 1 to 2673 code for a protein of 890 amino acids. The record is from RefSeq and is a predicted model, not a curated record. The transcript has 3 exons. Gene Ontology annotation, cellular component: MCM complex; nucleus. Gene Ontology annotation, molecular function: single-stranded DNA binding; single-stranded DNA helicase activity; ATP hydrolysis activity.